AGCGCUUGUAAGGCACUAGGAAAAGCAGCGUACGCGGACGCGGCCCCUACGUCGCGCGUUACCGCUUUUAGCGCUGGUUCACUACUUUCCAAGAGCUCAGCCCAGCCCCAGUUCAACGCCGCCGCCGCGCGCGCGCCAGCCGAGGCGCCCCCCACGCUGCUCGAGACACAUCGACGCACGCGCACGCGGACGCCGAUUCUCGACGCCGCCGCCGCGCGCUACGUUAGACAGCCAUGGGCGAGCGGAAAGUGCUUAACAGAUACUUCCCGCCGGACUUCGACCCGCUGCUCGUGCCGAAGCGGAAGUACGACCCGUACAAACAAGUAGAAGUACGCAUGAUGAUCCCCUUCUCGCUGCAGUGCAUCAAGUGCGGCGAGUACAUGUACCGGGGCAAGAAGUUCAACUCGCGCAAGGAGGACGUGAUUGGCGACGACUAUCUGGGCAUAAAGAAGUACCGGUUUUAUAUAAAAUGCUGCGUCUGCAACAACGAGAUCGCGUUCAAGACGGACCCGAAGAACCAGGAUUAUGUGUGUGAGAGCGGUUUGCGUUCGGCGUCCUGGUUAUUUGCUUACGCGAUGCGCCUCCGCCGAGAGAGUUCGGGACCGCCCGCACGCCAUCGACGCGACACGCUACGCAGGCGCCACGCGCAACUUCGAGUCCUGGCGCCAGCAGGACGAGGCCGAGGAGAAGUUCGAGGGCGAGCGGAAGGAGGCCGCCGAGGCGAACGCGAUGUCCGCGCUCGAGUCGAAGACGCUGGACUCGAAGAUCGAGAUGGACAUCUUGGACGCGCUCGACGAGAUCAAGGCCUACAACGAGCGCCACGAGCGCGUCGAUAGGGCGGAGCUCGGGUCCGCGCAGAAGCCCGCUGAUGAAAUGAGCGCGAAGGAGCGCGACGAGAUGGCCGCGUUCAAGCGGGCCCAGGCCGCGCGCGCCGUCGACGCGAAGCCGCCGCCACUACAAGGGUCGUCGUCGGACGAGGCCGUUCCAGCGCCGCCGCCGACGCUCGCCGCGCCGGAACCCGCGCGGCCGCCGUCGCCGCCCGCGCCCGUCGUGCUGAAGCGGCGUUUGGCUGAUGCGCCGCCGCCCGUCGAGAAGAAGCCCAAAUUGGGGGGGUUGGUGGCGUACUCGUCGUCGUCGAGUUCGGAGGGUGAGGGGGCUUCGUAAGGUUUGUGUUUGGA
Molecule: messenger RNA, 1178 nt
Organism: Pelagomonas calceolata
Lineage: Eukaryota; Pelagophyceae; Pelagomonadales; Pelagomonadaceae
Source: the annotation of a GenBank genome assembly